AUGCCAUCAGCUCCACGUGCUCAGAAGACACUUGCAGAUUUGAUUAUGCAGAAGAUUGAAGCAAAAACUGCUGCUGAUUCUGGCAACCUGGAGAUGAACGAGGAUUUAGAUAUUGCACCAUUAGGCUUGGACCCAAAGGUUGUUGAGGCAUAUACCAAAGUUGGAACCCUUCUCAGUCGGUACAAGUCAGGAAAAACGCCCAAAGCUUUCAAAAUUAUACCAUCACUUGGAAACUGGGAAGAGAUUCUUUAUCUGACACGACCUGAGGAUUGGACUCCUCAUGCUACAUAUCAAGCUACACGAGUUUUUGUGUCCAAUUUGAAGGCCAAGCAAGUCCCCAAAUUUUUCUCUCUUGUCUUGCUUGAUCGCGUCAGAGACGAUAUUGCAGAAAACAAGAAGCUCAAUUAUCAAUUAUACAUGGCUCUCAGAAAAGCCACUUACAAACCAUCCGCUUUCUUCAAAGGUAUCCUCUUCCCACUUUGUGAAUCCGGUACUUGUACUCUGAAGGAGGCGGCUAUUGUUGGUAGUGUCAUUUCCAAGAUAUCCAUUCCUGUUCUUCACUCAUCUGCCGCUCUACUGAGAUUGGCCGAUAUGGACUAUACUGGACCCAACAGUUUGUUUAUUCGAAUACUUUUGGAUAAGAAGUAUGCCUUGCCCUACAAAGUUAUCAUUGCUCUGGUUGAACACUUUUGCCGGUUCAAGAAUGACUCUAGAGAAAUGCCUGUCCUCUGGCAUCAAUCGCUGCUUGUCUUUGUACAGCGAUAUCGACAAGACUUGGUGUCCGCACAAAGACAAGAUCUUUUGGAACUUGUAAAGGUGAAGUUCCAUCACGGCAUUACUCCAGAAAUACGGCGAGAACUUAAUAGUGCAUUGGCAAGAAAUGAGCGUGAUGAAGACGAAGAUAUGAUGCUAGACUAA
Messenger RNA from Umbelopsis ramanniana AG, 918 nucleotides. RefSeq lists its product as uncharacterized. Gene Ontology annotation, cellular component: preribosome, small subunit precursor; nucleolus; cytoplasm. NCBI's taxonomy places the organism in Eukaryota, Fungi, Mucoromycota, Umbelopsidomycetes, Umbelopsidales, Umbelopsidaceae. The record is from RefSeq and is a predicted model, not a curated record. Bases 1 to 918 code for a protein of 305 amino acids. The transcript is spliced from 5 exons. Gene Ontology annotation, biological process: rRNA processing. Gene Ontology annotation, molecular function: snoRNA binding.